This is a messenger RNA of Cicer arietinum (chickpea), 597 nucleotides long. Lineage: Eukaryota; Viridiplantae; Streptophyta; Magnoliopsida; Fabales; Fabaceae. The record is from RefSeq and is a predicted model, not a curated record.
CAUUAAUGAAUAGUAAUUGGGCCUCUAAAGGCCCAUGACACCGGCCUUUAUUAUUUAUUUAUAUCAACUAUAAUUUCCCCUUUCCUUACAUUUUGUUGAUUUGUUGAACGAGUCUGUCUCACAGUCAUGGCGGAGAUUGAGCUAAAAACAGCACCUGUUGAUUUUCGUUUUCCUACAACUAAUCAAACCCGACACUGUUUCACUCGCUACAUAGAGUUUCAUAGGUGCACAGCAGCAAAAGGUGAAAACUCAAGUGAAUGUGAGAAGUUUGCCAAAUAUUACCGUUCUCUUUGCCCCGGUGAAUGGGUUGACAAGUGGAAUGAACAGAGGGACAACGGGACUUUUCCGGGACCUCUUUGAAAGCAUGUGUCUGGGAUACCCUUCUGAGGCAUACGAAAAUUCUUGAACAUUCAGUUUAUUUUCUUUAAUGCAUUUCAUUAUCUUCACCUAAUCAUGGUGGAUCAAUAAGAUAGUUUAUGAAUAUUCAUUACUCCACAAAUUCCUGAAGUCAUUUUGCGUUUUGAGCUAAUCUAAUGGCUCUGAUAUUUUAUUUUGUUUGUGCAGAAGAUUGAAUUUAAUCUAUAAAUAAUUUUGUCA